Messenger RNA from Prunus avium (sweet cherry), 1771 nucleotides. Its product is annotated as glycosyltransferase BC10-like. Gene Ontology annotation, molecular function: glycosyltransferase activity. Lineage: Eukaryota; Viridiplantae; Streptophyta; Magnoliopsida; Rosales; Rosaceae. Gene Ontology annotation, cellular component: membrane. The record is from RefSeq and is a predicted model, not a curated record.
CGCCCAAAAACCAUCCAAUUGCUCAAUUGUCCAGAACCAGAUAUUCAUACGUACUCAUUGCCAUAUACAAUGCCUCUCGUCAUUUUGCAUCCCCUCAUACUUCUCCACAUAUCCGCCGAACCCGCUUCCCCUCUGUUCUUCAUUGUCUCAGUGAUCACCUGCAUUUGAAGUUUCUUCACGAACCCAGUUUCAGCUUCCAUAGUUCAAAUCGAACACAACUUGGCAACAACGCAGCAAAGAAUGCGAAAGUUGGUCUGAAUGAGAGGUUCUGUGUUGCCUUCGGUCCAGAUGAAAAAAUCCUUUGCAUGGCGGCCGCAAUUGAUGAAGGAUAUUAUGAUCAUGUCCAAGUCAAGGCCUCGUCCACCAUUGAAAAGACCAACAUGGAUUAUUGCAUUGGUUUCGUUCGUCUGUGUUUUUUUAAUUGUAGCCUAUUUCUACCCACCGAGAAGCUCUGCCACCUGCUAUCUCUUUUCUUCUAGUGGUUGUACUGUGUUUGGAAAGGAUCCACCUGGUCCUGCAAGGGAAUUGACUGAUGAUGAGACUGCAUCUGAUGUUGUAGUUAAGGAAAUUCUCAAGACACCUCCUCUUCAAUCAAAGAACCCCAAAAUUGCUUUCAUGUUUUUAACUCCUGGUACAUUACCUUUUGAGGAGUUAUGGGAAAAUUUCUUUCAAGGCCAUGAGGACAAAUUCACUGUUUAUGUACAUGCUUCUAAGCAAAAACCAGUACAUGUGAGCCGUUAUUUUGUUGACAGAGACAUACAUAGUGAGCAGAUGCCAUUAAUAAUAAAUUUGCAGGUCGUUUGGGGAAAAUUUUCGAUGGUUGAGGCAGAGAAAAGACUUUUGGCAAAUGCACUUUUAGAUCCUGACAACCAACAUUUUGUCUUGCUGUCUGAUAGCUGUAUACCACUACAUAACUUCGAUUAUGUAUAUAACUAUCUCAUGUACACAAACGUCAGCUUUAUUGAUUGUUUUGUUGAUCCUGGUCCACACGGAACUGGCCGGUAUUCAGAACAUAUGUUGCCUGAAGUUGAAAAGAAGGAUUUUCGGAAGGGUUCACAGUGGUUCUCUAUGAAGCGGCAGCAUGCAAUUGUCAUGAUGGCAGAUAGUCUUUACUAUACAAAGUUCAAGCUUUACUGCAGGCCAAACAUGGAUGGGCGCAACUGCUAUUCGGACGAGCAUUACCUACCAACUUUCUUUCAAAUGAAAGAUCCUAGUGGACUUGCGAAUUGGUCAGUAACAUAUGUUGAUUGGUCUGAAGGGAAGUGGCAUCCAAGAGCAUAUAGAACUCAGGAUGUUACUUAUGACCUCCUUAGGAACAUCACGUCCAUCGCUGAGAGCACACAUAUUACAAGCGAAGACAAGAAGCAAUUACUGACCACUCCUUGCUUGUGGAAUGGGAUGAAGAGACCCUGUUUUCUAUUUGCCAGAAAGUUUUAUCCUGAAACUUUGGGGAAACUGCUGCAGCUUUUCUCCAAUUACACAAAAGUCUAAAUUUUCUUUUGGUUCUGUCAAUGUCAAAUGCUUCCUUGUCAUCCCUCAGUUCUGGUACAUAGCUCCCUUGAUUAUACUUUGCCACUUUAAACACACAUUCUUCGGAUCCUUGGUUGGAUAGAUUUUUGCCAUGUCAGUGAAGCUGUCAAGAGAUAUGGCUUGGAUUGGUGGUUGAGUUGAGAGGAUGCUUGUUGUAGAUUGGUUUUUAUUUAUGUAUUCUAAAUUACUGAAUAUUGAAUGAUAAAUGCAUUCAAUUUCAGGUUUUUGACAUUGUUCCAAA